CCAACGUGAAGGCAAUUUUCGUUACCCACAGAACAGAACAAUAUUACAUAGCUAACUACAUCCCUAACCAUAUUCCUUGCUGUACUAUACAACAGAUGAUUUUGCACCAUCUACCACUAUGUGGAACAGAUAUUUUGUCUUCUGUCUCCUGCUUUUGCCAACUUUUAUGAAUCAAACAGUGUUUGGACAAAGAAAGAAAGGACCAAAGCCAAGCUCACUUGCUAGGAAAAAUAAUUUCCAAGAUUCCAUUUGCUUCAUUGAUGUUGUCUUCAUUGUGGACAGCUCUGAAAGUUCUAAAAUCAUCCUCUUUGAUAAACAGAAAGAUUUUGUGGAAAGCUUGAGUGACAAAAUUUUCCAACUGACCCCAGGCCAUUCCUUGAAAUAUGACAUCAAACUGGCAGCCCUUCAGUUUAGUAGCUCUGUCCAGAUUGAUCCACCUUUUUCUUCUUGGAAGGAUCUGCAAACAUUUAAGCAGAGGGCUAAGUCUAUGAAUUUAAUUGGGCAAGGAACCUUCUCUUAUUAUGCCAUCUCCAAUGCCACCAGGCUGCUUAAGAGAGAAGGGAGGAAAGGCGGAGUGAAAGUGGUUUUGCUGAUGACUGAUGGCAUUGACCAUCCAAAAAGUCCAGAUGUUCAAAGUAUUUCUGAAGAUGCCAGAAUUUCAGGAAUAUCAUUUAUCACCAUUGGACUUUCUACUGUAGUCAAUGAAGCCAAACUUCGUUUGAUAUCUGGGGAGUCAUCCACUGAACCCAUUCUCCUAUUGAAUGAUCCAGCCCUUAUAGAUAAAAUUAGAGAUCGUCUGGAUAUCUUAUUUGAAAAGAAGUGUGAACGUAAGAUUUGUGAAUGCGAGAAGGGCGAUCCAGGUGAUCCAGGGCCUCCUGGUACACAUGGAAACCCAGGUAUCAAAGGUGAGCGAGGACCGAAAGGAAACCCGGGUGAUGCUCAAAAAGGAGAAGCUGGGGAACGAGGUCCAGGGGGAAUUCCUGGAUAUAAAGGAGACAAG
Messenger RNA from Tupaia belangeri chinensis (Chinese tree shrew), 1000 nucleotides. It is a transcript of the gene COL28A1, whose product is annotated as collagen type XXVIII alpha 1 chain. The annotation marks the transcript as partial. Lineage: Eukaryota; Metazoa; Chordata; Mammalia; Scandentia; Tupaiidae. The record is from RefSeq and is a predicted model, not a curated record. The transcript has 8 exons.